Molecule: messenger RNA, 962 nt
Organism: Lycium ferocissimum
Lineage: Eukaryota; Viridiplantae; Streptophyta; Magnoliopsida; Solanales; Solanaceae
Exons: 4
Coding region: 75-611 (178 amino acids)
Cellular component (GO): chloroplast
Source: RefSeq, a predicted model, not a curated record
AAGAAAAUGGAAGGCGGGGGUAAAAUAGAAAAAGAGAUGAUUUUUGGAUAGAUAGAGCUGAGGAAAACAAAAGGAUGACGACAGCUCAGAGUCUGUCCUCCUCCUCUAUUCUACUACCACUGCUUUCCCCUGCACCGCCGUUUCACCGUUGCAUUGCUCGUUCCCAACUUUCCGAUUUUCAGUUCUCCCCUAAACUUCCAUCAAUUACAUUUUCCUCUCACAAUUUUUCUAAACGUUCAAGGACUAGUCCACUUCGUGGAAUCAAUUCAAAUGACCCAAAAGAGUCGGGGUUCUUUGAUGAAAACGGCGUCGUUGAGGAUAUGGAUACCUAUCUUAAUUAUCUUUCCCUUGAAUAUGAUUCUGUCUGGGACACCAAGCCCUCCUGGUGUCAACCUUGGACAAUAACUCUCACUGGAACAGUGAUAAUUAGCUUGAGCUGGCUGAUUCUGCACUCGGCUAUAGCCACUGGAGUGGUGAUGACUAUAAUUGGGGCAUGGUGGUACAUCUUUCUUUAUUCUUACCCCAAGGCAUAUUCAGAUAUGAUUGAGGAGAGAAGAAAGAGGGUGACAAAUGGUCAAGAAGAUACAUAUGGAGCGAGGAAGAGCCAGUAAUGGAAGGGAUGCUGCUUGGGCAGCAAUAUUCUGUUAGGUGGAGCAAGGUGGGGGAUGAUAUGAUUGAGAUAAGAAAGAGGGUGACAAAAGGUCUAGAAGAUACAUAUGGAGCAAGGAAAAACCAGUAACGGAAGGGACACUGCUGGGGAGCAAUAUGCAUAAUGAGUUUGGCGUUGAUUCAUUCACAAAAUUUGCAGUUUUAUACUGUGAAUCUCAGGACACAAUAGGCAGAUCAAUGUUUAAUUUAUAACUAACUUAAAUUUUUGCCCUUGCUGUAAAUGGUGGACCCCUGGAGGGCUCUUCAUAUGAAUGAAACAGGAUGUUCUAUUCAUAUAAUUUAACUUCUCUACA